Molecule: messenger RNA, 322 nt
Organism: Leptonychotes weddellii (Weddell seal)
Lineage: Eukaryota; Metazoa; Chordata; Mammalia; Carnivora; Phocidae
Source: RefSeq, a predicted model, not a curated record
CAAUUACACCGCCCUGCUGGGAGUGUGGAUCUAUGGCUUUUUCGUGUUGAUGCUGCUGGUCCUGGAUCUUUUGUAUUACUCGGCAAUGAACUACGACAUUUGCAAGGUUUACCUGGCGCGGUGGGGCAUCCACGGACGAUGGAUGAAACAGGACCCCCGGCGGUGGGGCAACGCUGCCCGGCCCCCCCCGCCAGGGCAGCCCGCCCCACAGCCCCAGCCUCCCCCAGGCCUGCUGCCGCAAGCCCCCCAGGCCGUGCACACGCUUCAGGGAGAUGCUCACAGCCCACCACUGAUGACCUUCCAGAGUUCAUCUGCCUGGUGA